AACAUUUCAUAUUACUUUCAGCAACCGUGUUGUUUCUCGUUGACCCAUCAUCAUUCUGUCGUCUUUGUCAUCGAUUUGUACAUCAUCAUUCACGAGAACAACAUUAGCCUUCAUCAUCAAUUUUCAAAAAGUGGAGAGAAUUCAGUUUGUUUAUCAUCUAUUUGAAUUUUGUAUAGAGAGAAGAUAUAGAAACAAAUAGAAAGGAAUUAUAUUCAAAUUGACAAGAGGCUUUUUGUUCUUGAAAAUUAACUAGUAAUAAUAGUAGAGUUGUUUAUAGUAGACGAAAGUUGGAGUUUAGCCUUUUUACUUUUUCUACAACAAUAACAAGCUCAGAGUUGAUAAUUGACUUUGGAAAUAAGACUUGUUAUUAUUAAAUAUGUUACAACCCUAUCGCAAAAGAGUUGAGUCCAAGAAUGGAUCAUCAACAAGUGAAGAUCCAAGGGAAGUUGUUGACAAAAUGGUAGAGAAUGCAAACUCUCACAAAAUACUCAAUGCUUCAAUACAAAAGGAUAAUCAAAGUUCUAAGAGGUUCACAGAAAGAGAUCUUUCAAAAAUAUGUCUAUUGGUAAAUUUACAACAUUUAGAUUUGACUGGACAUUGUAUACAAGCUCUUCCUUCAAAUAUAACAAAUUUAGCAAAUUUACGAACACUGGUGAUGAAUAAGAGUGAGCUUGUUGCUCCCCCUAAAAACUUUGAACUUUUGGAACCUUCACUGACCGAUGUCCAGUUCAGAUUAAAUAAUUUCAAAGAUUGGCCAAUUCAACUCAACAAAAUUAACCUUCAAAGAUUAGAUCUAAGUUUUAAUCGUUUGAAUAAGAUAUCUGUUUCGUCUCCAAAUUUAUCGAGCUUUAUAUUUGGUGAACGUUCAGUACCAUUACAAACAUCUUUAAGAGAAUUGAAUCUAAGUUAUAACUACUUUACAAAUUUUCCAACAGAUUUGUUAAAAUUUUCUGCUCUUGAAAAAUUAGACUUGACAAAGAACGAUUUGGUAACCUUGCCUGACCUGGGUAAAAUGGCAGAUACUUUGAAGGAAUUAAUGUUAGAAGGUUGUGGAUUUACAACAUUUCCAAUAACUAUUUGUAACUUACUCAAUCUCAAGGUUUUAAAUGUAAGCAAUAACGAAUUCGAAUGGUUUCCACAAACUCAAGGUUUGAUGAGUCAAUUGAGCCAGUUAUCAGAACUAUAUGCCAAUUCUUGUAAAUUACAUGGGUGGUCUCAAUUAUUUUGCCAAGCAAAAUUGGUAAUUUUACAACUUUCAAAUAAUAAGAUAAGAGGUGUUCCGACAGAAGUUAGAACUCUUUCACUACUAGAAGAGUUGGUGCUUUCCAAAAAUUUUAUCACACAUAUUCCUGAACACUUUAGUGAAUUUGUAAAUUUGGUUUAUUUAGAUUUAUCAGAGAACAAUAUUGAAGAUAUUGAUCCCGCUUUUGGAAACCUCAAAAAACUGGAGAUAUUCAAGCUUAAAUCUAAUAGACUAUUCGAGAUUCCUGACGAGUUAUGUGAGCUUGAGAGUUUGAAAGAGAUUGAUUUGAGCGAAAAUGACUUGAAGAAGAUGUUUGAUUGUUCGAAAAUGACCAACUUGGAAAGAUUAGACGUGACAUACAAUUAUUUGGAAGAGUUCCCUAAAAUUGGUGGCUGUAAAAAUCUUACUUCUCUCGAUUUAACUAUGAACAGAUUAAGAGGAGCUAUACCUGACUACUUUUAUGAUCUGGUAAAUCUUAGAAAUUGUAAAUUGAAACACAACUCGCUGGAAAGUUUGGACGCAAAAAUUUGCAAUCUUGUCGAAUUGGAAACAUUGAACUUAGAUAAUAAUGAAAUAUUAUCUAUACCCGAAGAGGUUAUGCUUUUGAAAAAGCUGAAAAACUUUUCAAUCAUUAAUAACUAUGAAUUGAAACCUCAAGAAAAUAUCAAAAAACAUAUGGAAGAUAAUGAUAUAGUAUUCCAAUACACAUACGAAGAACCAAGCAAGAUUAGAGAUUAUUUGUUUUUGAGUAGUGCACCACCAGCUGGAUCUAGGAGACUUCUCAAAUCACUAAACGUCUCACAUGUUAUUACUAUUGCCAAAGAUAUCCCACCAAGACAUAAGAAUGAUUUCAAGUAUAUGGUAAUAUUUGCUGAAGAUACUAAUGAAGCAUCCCUUAGAUCUCACUUUGAGGAAACACGCGAGUUUAUCAAUGAAGCUAAAAAGCAAGGCACUGCAUGUAUGGUACAUUGCAUGGCAGGUGUCAGUAGAUCAACUGCAAGAAGCAUACAAGGAAGUUUAUGCUAUCAGAAAUAUAAUCAAACCAAAUACCAAAUUUUACAAUGA
Naegleria gruberi is the source of this 2308-nucleotide messenger RNA. RefSeq lists its product as uncharacterized. Gene Ontology annotation, molecular function: protein tyrosine/serine/threonine phosphatase activity; protein binding. NCBI's taxonomy places the organism in Eukaryota, Heterolobosea, Eutetramitea, Acrasida, Naegleriidae. The transcript is spliced from 3 exons. The coding region runs from base 377 to 2308 and encodes 643 amino acids. The record is from RefSeq and is a predicted model, not a curated record. Gene Ontology annotation, biological process: protein dephosphorylation.